Messenger RNA from Dicentrarchus labrax (European seabass), 10456 nucleotides. It is a transcript of the gene klf7b, whose product is annotated as Kruppel-like factor 7b. Gene Ontology annotation, molecular function: RNA polymerase II cis-regulatory region sequence-specific DNA binding; DNA-binding transcription factor activity, RNA polymerase II-specific. Bases 349 to 1278 code for a protein of 309 amino acids. The record is from RefSeq and is a predicted model, not a curated record. Gene Ontology annotation, biological process: regulation of transcription by RNA polymerase II. The transcript has 4 exons. NCBI's taxonomy places the organism in Eukaryota, Metazoa, Chordata, Actinopteri, Moronidae.
CCUGGCAACCUGGCAGCGUGUACGGAGACCGCUUGGCAAUCUGGCAAUGCGGAAAUAGAUCUGGCACCCCCGAGUCCGGACUGAGGAGAGAGGCGUGACAGAGCGAGCAGAGAGGAGAGGGGAUUGCUUUGACAAAGAUAAAAUAAUCAACUCUUUCUUUCCUGUGAGCUGUUUUUUCUUUUUUAAUUAAAGUGCUCAGGUGCGCUCAUCUGCACUAGCUGGGAUUUUUUUUUCUCCCCAGAAUUUGUUUCUUAAUUUGACAAGUCUGAGAGGAGCAAAGAAGAAGUGCGUUUUUAAUCGUUUGGAUUCCGGACUUCUUUACUGAGUUUUCCUUUUUUUGCGUCAAGCAUGGAUGUGCUGGCGAAUUACAGUAUUUUCCAGGAACUCCAACUCGUUCAUGACACUGGUUAUUUCUCUGCGAUGCCUUCCCUGGAGGAGAACUGGCAGCAGACAUGUCUAGAGUUGGAGCGGUAUCUGCAGACGGAGCCCAAGCGUCUCUCAGAGCUCUUUGAUGAGGAGCUGGACUGUCUCUUAACACCAGCCUUCAUGCAGGGUGGUGACAGUGAUGAAGACCUGAUGGACCCCCUCCUUCCCAGCCUCCCUGACCAGCCCAGCCCACUUCCAUUACUGGUAACCCUCCCCAAGGUCCAGACCAAAAUCGUCCAGGUGCCCAACACCAGCAAGACCCAAGCACAGGUGGGGACUGAAACCCUCACACCAAAGGACCAAGUCCUUGCAGGAGUCAGUGCCGCACAGCUUAGCGCCGCUGUUACGUCCCUAACACCGCCAUCGUCACCAGAGCUCGGCCGCCACCUGAUCAAACCCACACAAACACUGACUGCGACAGCAGAUGGCACACUAACGCUCAAACUUGUGGCGAAGAAAGUAGGGUUAGGGGCGGCUAAACUGGUGGCUGCACGAGCGCUACCGUCACCGCCGAGCCGAGGAGGAUCCCUCAGUGACGGCGAGCAGGGAGGAGGAGGAAGUCUGGGAGGAGACGUACCAGAGAACAAAAAGAGAGUCCACCGGUGCCAGUUUAAUGGCUGCAGGAAGGUUUACACCAAGAGCUCCCAUCUGAAGGCACAUCAGAGGACUCACACAGGUGAGAAGCCCUAUAAGUGCUCAUGGGAGGGCUGUGAAUGGCGUUUUGCCCGCAGUGACGAGUUGACACGACACUACCGCAAACACACCGGAGCGAAGCCAUUCAAGUGCAACCACUGUGACAGGUGUUUCUCUCGGUCAGACCACCUGGCCCUGCACAUGAAGAGGCACAUCUGAGGGCAAAAAGAAAAGGAGUGGGAGAGGGAAAGAAGCAAGAGGAGAGAGAGGAGGAGGAGAGGUAGGAGGAGAGAGGGAUGGGCAGUCGAGCUACCAACCACCCGCCUCGUUCACCCCGUCUAUAAACCAGUCGGCGGCCAUGACGCCUGCAGGGCAGCGCAUCCAUCUGAGAGGGCCAUGAAGAUCAAACGGACUGACGGCCUUCUCAUUGGAGACGGGGAUUGGAGGAAAACGAGGAGUAGCUAGAUUGUUGUUUUUCUUUAAAAUUACACACUCACACACUCGCAAUAGUGAACACACCUGUCUUUGAAUGCAUCAUCCCGGUGAACCCCGGCUGCUCUCACGUGGCUCUGGGGGCUUGGACACUGCCAAACCAACAUAUACUUAACUCACUUAAUGAAACAUUACGCCGCCUUUUUUCUUUCUCUGUAUUCAGUGUGUUUAAACCAUAAAGUCACUUUGGGUGAGGAGAUAGUUCAGUGGGGAAACUUUAAAUAUCCAUAUAGUCAGUUGUUAGUGCUUUACCGGCUUUUGAAAUCAAAUACUCAACUUUUUUCUUUGUUUUUUACUGUUUCUCAUAUACGGAACAUAAGAAACCAUCAUCUGCCGCAGUCAGCUUCAGUAAUCUAUGUGAAGAAAACAACAAUGCCAGAUCUGCAGGAGAGUGACUGUACAGAUUGAUUCUAGCAUAGCUGACAAUCGAACCCAGGGCCCGGACGCUGGGUGUUUUGGUGCACCCAUGGGACCUCGGUCAGCGAGGUGCUGCUACAGCUCCCAGGCUCUCCUCCAGUGGGUGUUUGCAUCUCUCACCUUCACUGAGACGCCUGCCGCCUCCGCAGGCCAUCUGACAGAAAUGCGCAGCGACACUUUCUUCCCUUUUUUUCUACUUAGAGGACGAUAAUUCUUCUUAUUGUUGUUAUUACAAAGAAUGACACUUUGUUAUUUUCUCUCUUGGAGAAAAUGUCUUAAAACUCACUGAAUUUUGUUUGAGAGAAAAAAAACUGAGAAUCUAAGAUGACUUCAACAGAAUGUGUGGGAUGAGAAGGAGAGCGUUGUUGGUCUUUUAAAUCCCCAUGUGCACCGGCUGUGCUUCUGCAGUCUGCAAGCAACCAGUGGAUGAACAAAACAAAAAAACCGAAUCAUACCAACUCUCAGAAAAGGGAUUUGUAUUUUUUUGGACUAUAAUGAAAGCAGAGAGCGGAGAGGUCUUCAGUUUUUUGUGCUGCUCUUUCUGCCCUGCGAUUCACUCCAGCUGAAAAACAAAACCCUUGCAUGACCCUCCGUGGUCUCGCGCUCUACCGGAGUCAGGCGGAGGACUCGCUAAAAACUGGAAACCUGUUUUCUCUUGUUUUUUGGUUGUUUUUUUUUGCUUUUUGUUGAUUCCAAAAGUCAUCCUGGAGCGUUUUCACAGACUCACGGAUCCCAUCUCCCUGGCAGCACUGCGGGGAAAGAACGGAGGCCGGAGAGCUGCUUUUUGGUUAUUCACGUGGGACUUAACGACGCCAGCCAACCUUUGUGUGGUGGCGCUGAACAGACACGGUCACAUUGGCCCGGUCAAAAUUUGCCUGUUUCAUAUCCAUUGACUGCACUGACUUUUUUUCAAUGUUAUCUGUGCUUUUUUUUCUACAGCGAAAAAAAGAACACAAAGAAAAAAAAUCAUAAAAAGACUUGAAAACACAAAAACAAUUCUGUCUCGCUCUACACAUUGUAUACAGAACAAGCACACAUACUCCGUCAACACGCAUAUACACACACACACACACACACACACACAGACUUACACUGCAGUUUUUUGCUCACGGCUCCUCUUGAGAUAAGACUAAUAAGAUUUAGGAAAAUAAUUAUUAAACUAAUGAACAGAGUUGGAAAACAAAACACUGCAUGGCAGGCUUUAUUGCAAACACACACACCAGCUCAUGUGCGCACACACACACACACACACACACACACACACAGACAUACACACACACACACACUCUUCCUGGAAUUAUAUGUUCUGCUCCCAGAUCUUUUUUCACAGUAGGAAUUUAGCAACUGUUGUUUAGUAGAAGAAUAUCUUAGCUCUCGGCUGGAGGUAACAAACGAUUCCAAAUCCUUUGAAGUGAGAAAUCAGCUUGUUCUCAGUUCCAACAAUCACCCACAUAUCCCUCGCUACAGUUGGUGCCUCUCAUUUAAUCAGCGUUUUUACUUCAGAGACUCUGCUUACAUUGUUGGUUACAAUUGAUGGAAUAAGCCCCUGUUUUCAUCAAAAAUAAAUAGAAGUAAAACAGUUGCACCAGGUCUUUUAUCAAAACCCACAACAUUGUUGAAAACAUGUUGAUAAUCCACAGAGACCCUUCAAUCCUGCCUAUUAUGUACAGUACAUUUGAAUGUCCUCAAGAUGAAUUAGAUAGCAACCAGAAGCAUCAACCCAGCAGGUUCCUUAGAAAUCUGGUAAAUCAGCUUUCCAAUCAUGCAAAAGUGCUGGAAGAACGACUGAAACUUUGGAGAAAAUCUGGUUUUUAGGUAAACUGUCAUUGGGAUCACAAGCUCCUCAGACUUUUUUUUAUGUUUUAUGUCCGCGUAACUGCGUCCAUUGCUGAAGCUUCCAUUUCAUAAGAUAAAGCAAAUCAACUUAAAGGUAUCCUGUGAUAUUUUAGGCAAUUGAGUUUUCAUUUGGUUUAUAUUGUGAACACACACAUUUAUGUGUGAGCACACACAAUACACAUUCCUGCCAUCGGUUUCCCGGUAUUCCCGCUGAUUAAGAGUUGGCGGCAGUAAUGUGCAGAGAAGCGUAGGAAGAAGAAGACUGCUAGCUAUAGCCAACAAGCGAGUAAACAAUGCAGCAUUUGAAAUAUUUCAGGAAAUUGGCUUUGCUGAUGUUUCAUGAGGGAGGAAAUACAUUUUUUGGACCUUUUGGUGUGAGUUUACUAAAAGCAAACAUAACUUUGUUUACAAGAAAACUCCAGAGGGUACCUUUAAAAUCAGCUUCACCGCAUCUGGCUAAUGAAAGUCAAACUUCAAUCUUUUAAGAAAUACUCACAUCCCAACAUAACUUUCUUUUAGUAGAGACUUGCACAACGUCUAGGUUGACAAAAAUGUCUCGGAAAAUGAUUUCCAUUAGCAUGAAUAGGAACCCAAGUAAAAGGCUCUUAGCCACUGUACAUUUAAAGUAAUAUUGUAUAUUUUGUUCUUAUGGUCCAGUUACACCAGCAUUUAUGUUGGCGAUAUGUUGCACAGAAUUCAUUGGAUUUUGACAGAAAAGUCACAGAAGAUUUUUGCCAAAUUUAACUUUGACUAAGAUGAAUACAUUUUUAUGCCAAAGGCUGGUGCGAUGAUGCUAACAGUUGUGUGCUAACUUGCUGGCUAGUAAUUCAGCUUGCAAACAAAAAAGUAAAAAGCAAUGUCGUUCUGCCACUUCUUAUGGGCAUGUGUUCAAAAACACAAUAAGGUUGGUUAAAUCACUUGCGGGGUUUUCAAAGAUACACUUAACGUUUGAAUUCUAAUGUGAAAAAUGAUACAUGAGAGGUGAAAACUGGGGCGAGCGCAUAUCUACAACGCCUGCUUCCUUUGUUCAAUGGUUGCAGAAAAAAUAAACUUGCCUUGCAAUCAGGGCAUUACUGAUACCGCCAACACCAACACUGACACCGCUGCUCCAUCCGCCCACCACCCCCCUAUAUGCCCCGUAGCACAUGCAAGGAGUCUAAUACUCACUGCUGCUGACUGGUGCGGCUGGGUGAGGGUGCAGGGAUCCUGAAGCUGGCGGGGGAUUUCACAUCCCAGCAUGCCCAGUCAUCAUGCCAGUCGGCCUUGCCAACCUUAAUUAGGUGAAACGGUGAAAACAUUCCCCUUCAAGAGGGUUUAUGGUGCAGCUUCGAACAAUCGAUACCAAAAACCUCCAGCGUGGAACUGCCCUUUAGCCAUGGGCAGAGUCUCCCCGGUCAGGAGAGAUCAGCGGGAGACCGCCUCCAUAUGAGGUCUCUGUAUCCAGCGGCAGCUUUCUCUACUAACUCUAUCUUUCUGCUAAAUGUGACGUAAAGCAACCCAUGUUUGGGAUGAAUCCAGUGUUUCACUUUUGAUUUAAUUUCAUUGUUAGGUUUCUGUUACAAAAGCUGUGUUGAUGGUUGUUUUCUUCAGCUUGGAUGAUGCAAAGUCAUGCCAAAAUGUUGAGACAUGCAAUGGGAUGUAGAAAGAGCCCUCCUAAACAGGACGUACAAUCAUAGAGGGAUGGGGAUCGUAGCACUUUUGUGAGGCUUUUGAUGGCAUGAAUGUGUAUAUAUGUGUGUGUAUGUGUCCCCAUUAGGCAUACUGUGAGGGAAGCAGUGAUUCAGCAAAGUGGUUGAUAACUGAUUUUUAACUGUUGAACACGUGUGCAACCAUGUGGGACAAAUGUUGUUUGGUACAUUUGCUGUUGGAAAAUGCUUUUAAUCCAAGCAAUGGCUGACAGUGUUUAUUAGGUUUUUUUAUGUAGACCCUUCAUUCUUACAUUGAUUCAUUCAUUCAUAUAAGUCAUGGAGCUUGAUGACUUGAGUCAAAGAGAUGCAGAACUUGCACUUUGUAUUAAAGCGCACUAAUAUCCAACUCCUCUCUGCCAGAUUAGUUGUAAUGACAGUUUUCUGAAGGACAUUUAGGGCCCAAUAUUAUUUGUGUUUCUCUUCCCAAAAAUCUCAGAAUCUAUAAAAAGUAUUUGUUCAGAUUAUUAAAAAUAUCUGGAUAAAUCAGAUCCUUGAAAAAACAUUUGCGCCAUAAACACUGUAGUUUAACCAUUUUAUACUUGGUUAAAGGUAGUCAGAUGCAUAAUGAGCAGCUCAUUAGCAUUUUGUCCCCAUUUGUCUUGUCACUUUGUAUUACCUCAUUUUCUGCUAAUCCCACGAGAGGACCUAAUUUACGGAAAACUGACAGGAUGAGUGUCUUCUUGAUCAGCUUCUUUAAAAAAUCAUGGUAUUUUUAGAUACAAAUCAAUAAACAAUGAAAAUGAUGAGCCUUAAGUACACUCUAAAACGAAUGUGUUACAUUCAGCACAUUUCUGUGUUGUUUUUAGGAACGCAUUAAAAACAGUGUGCCCAAAACUACACAGAUACACCAAGAUUUCAAUACCAUUUAAAGUUUUUAAAUGUAAAGUUAAAACUGUAGUGCUGGCCAGCAUGCAACAAACACAACUCACAGUUCUUCACCUCUUUAAUUGAAACCCUCCUGACAUCGAGCAGACCUCAAACUUCAGAUACAAUUUCACAUUCAGUUCCCUUCAUGUCUCGCAGCCUGCUGAAGCAGGUUUUCUGUCACAGUGUUGCUCCAGGUCUCCUGUCGUCUCUCAGGCUCCUCCAGGCCAGCUACCUGCUGUCCCACAGCUCUGAUUAGCAUUAGCACUAUCGGGUCCUCUUCUCUAGUUGCAGCUCAGCUAAUGAGAUAGCUCUGAGUCACAGGGAAACCGAGUGGUCUGGAGAAAAAAACAACAGGGACCUUGAGCCGGACCGAUUCCAGCGCUCUGUACCCAGUGGACAGAUUUGAUGUUGAACAAACAGAAGAUCCCGUUAGCAUAGAGAAAUGCCAGGAGACAGUGAGAUAUUUGUCAAAGAGCCUAAGCUGUGAUGAAAAAAAGGAUUUAAAAAAUCAUUUACCCACAUGAAUAUCCAAAUCAUUAAAUCAGCCCUUGCAUUUUAUCUCAUGGAUUACAGAUUAAAUAAAUUACCAUUUAUCUGCAAAGUCCCAACCCUCCCUUUUCCUUCACAGCUAAAGUGCCAUUCUUGUUUCCCUCCAUCCCUCCAUCCUCACCCCAUCUCUCCCUCUCUGUCCACAGCAGUUGUCCAUGCACUAUCAGCUGCAGGAAUGCUGAAUGCACACUUUACACAUUUUGCCCAAAGAUUUGCAUAUUUGCAAGUUAACUGCUGUGAAUGUAGUAGAUGUAGAGGAAAGAGCGGCGAGGCAGAGACGCAGAAAAGGAUUAGUGGAUGGAAGGUGGAAGGAGAGGGAUUGUUUUUCUUACAUGAUCGUCCCAUUAAAUCUUAAUUACCGGUAUGCUCCGACUCUUCAUGCUUCAUAACAUUCUCAGUCUCUUGUCUACUGUCAGCUGGAGCCGAACUCAUUACUCACAAAUGUAAAAUAAUGUUCUCAUGGUCUUAUAGGGUGCCCAGUAUAGUGGCGCUAGCAGCUUAAGCAGGAGUGAAGAAGCUUUAGUUUAAGUUAGCUUCUUAGCACACUGAAAAUAGCACUGUCAAUUCUCAUAUUUCAAAGUUAAAGGUGGGCUGGAGUCUCUGGAAAUGUUAAAGAGUAGACUGUGGAAACCUAUGUUACAUCACCAACUUCGAAUAAAACCAUUCCCAUACAUCAAAUGGUCACUGUUCAUUGAAAAUCCAGAAGAGUUCUGUAGUUUGGGGGUCACUAAAGGCACUUUCACACUGGCAGGGUUGUCCAAAUCUGGGAUUGGUUUGCCUAAAAACUCCAAAGUCAGAUGCAGAAGCAGAAAUUGCACCCAAAUCCACCCAAAUAAUGUGCUGUCUGAAAUCACUGCCUGAUGAACUGAAGUACGAUUCGGGGGCAGUAGUUUGUACCCAAAAAGGAGAAAUUUGUAUGCAUGCAUGUCAUGACAACAUUAUUACUGUUGCAGUAUAGUGCAACAGGAACUGUUGAGCUUUGGUAAGGGAUUUAUGCAAACAUACCACAGAUUAUGGGCUUGUUGCACCAAAUUUGCAACAUCCGAGCUGCAAUUUGCAAAGGUAGACCAUUUCCUCUCACGUACAUUUGCCAUUUGUAAUUGACCAUCAUUUAUAAAAUGGAGAACUGCAAUCGGUGUUUUAGCACUGCUCACAAAUUGCUUCUGUGAAACGGACAAGUGUGACAGGAGACCAGAAGGGUUAGGAGAAGAAAGGCAAACAAACUCAUCUUUGGACUCAAACCAACAAACCCAGUGUGAAAACUGCCUUUAGACAUCGUCCCCAGGAAGUUGUUUGCACACAGUCCUUUGAUGGACCAGGCUUUAGUCUCCACAGUUUUCCACCAUAUCACCCUGAAGAAGGAUUGUCACUUUAGGCAGCUUUUGUAAAUAGCGUGAGAUCUUACAUACAGACCGCUCUGUGUGAAAUUAACUGUACGUGGCGACAGCACCGUCUCAGACAUUUCAGCGUUUCUAUAGAUCUGCUUUAGUUCUUGCAAACAUUGCACUACAUGAUCAUACUUAGCUAUUGCACUCUCCAUGUGCACGCACUGCUAGCAUAGUCUGUUGGAGCACUCUGUCAAAUAUCCACUUAACAUUUGUUACACGUCCAGGAUGCACUUUGCCACCAAGAACCAUUUACUACAGGUCCACUCAUGAUAGAUCAGAGUGACAUAUCAACUUAAACCUCCAGUGAAAUGCCUUUUUCAUCACCGUUAUUCCGGGGGAAUGUGUUGUACUUUAAACAUUCAGUCAUGCUGUGACUUGGUUAAACUUUCUUGGUAAUCAGUGGCAUCCCGGAGUGACUCUGUCUGUCUGUAACUACUGUGUUUGUCCAUGCUUGAUGUGUCAGUAUAUAAGAGAUUCACAGAUCUUUACCCCUCUCCUUGUGUGUAUAUUUCACCUCACCCACACCAAACCCUCUCCACGAAAACCACAACCGUCAGAGCCCUCUGGGGCCAACUAUAGUCUUCAGAUAUCCAGCUGUACUAGGAAGUAUUCUCAAGAGCUAUGCAGCUUGGGAGCUCCAAGCAGUUCUUUGGUGAGACUGCAAUAACCUUUCCACCUUGCCAGCUAAAUGUCCUCGGUACAGUUUGUUUAAGUUCAGUCGACCCAUCCUUGUAGGUGCUUUUCCAUCUCUGUCAGUUUAUCUGCUCAGUUAGACCCUAAUGCCUGACGCAGAGUUUGGCCAGAUGUUCCCCCUCUCAGUAUGUGGAAAAAAGAUUGGUAUCCAAAAAUGUUUGUUUUUGGUACAUAACUCCAUAAAACAGUACUGCAUCAUAUCAAAGGAAAUCAACAAACUUAGUGAUCGAAUGUGGCAUUCAAUUUUUUGUCAAUUAACUUAAAGGAAGGUAUCGAAGAUCACCGGCUGGCCAAAUGUGUUAUUUCUGUCACAUUUUUUUUUCAAAUUUUAUGAUCCUCAACAAGUAAAAAAGAAAAUAUUCAGAAUGUGUUGCUAACUAACCAUUACAAUUACAGAAAAUGUCUUUUAUACCAUAAAGUCUUUUUGACAGUUGAAGUAUCAAAAACUCAUGACAAUGUAGAAACCGAAGAAUCCCUGAUACUGUCAAUCAACGUCGCUUUGGUCCUCAGACCUUCAUAAGUGACUAUUUACGGGAUUCUUUUGUUUAAAUUCUUACUUAAAAUUUAAAUUCAGUCCUCCUUAUUGGUUGUGACCACAUGUUGCUGCUCACCAGCUGUUUUUCAGAGAUCGAGGACACGUUGAAGAAGACACAGAACAACUUUAAAUGUCUCCUUCAGGUUCAAGUGCCAAACAAACGUUUUAAGGUAAUUUUGGUGAAAUUUGACAUUUAGAAAUGUGCAUGAUGCUAAUCUUGCUUGCCUAAGUGGAUGUUGUUAUAAAGCUGUAUUAAAUGGAGAACCCAUCUCCAAAAUCUCUGCUAAGCAUUUGGUGAGUUACAUAUGAUCAUAAUCAAUAAGAUGGAUGGCCUAAAUAAGCCAUAUUAAAAGGAAUUACAUUUUGGUGCCAAUCAUCCUGCCACAUACUGGGAAAAGUGACCAAUCCAGUGUCACCAUUUAGCAAAAGCUGUAUUUUAGCACCUUUAUAUCAUCCAGGGUGUGUACAAGGUGAGCUCAAAGCAUAAUUGUUAAAGGAUCACAACUAAAUAUUUCCUGGGAUGAGUUGAAAUGUAGACGAAAGAGAAAACAGCAGAUGUGUUUUACGUCUCAUCUGUCCUACAGGGGCUCUGUUACCGUUCAUAUCAACCUUCAGUCCAUAAACCUUCACUCCACACCCGCCUUCCUCUCCUCUGUCACCGUCACUUCUGUUGAGUUUUUUAUUUUAUUUUUAUUUUGAGUUCUCUUGUUUUACUUACAAUUUUUUGCUGUACAAAGUGUUUAAAAUAUUAUUUGUAUUAUAUGAUGUUAGUAUGGUAAUGUUCUUUAUUAAGGAAGAAGAAAAUUUAUUUUUGUUACUGGUCUGUUUCAUAAUUCUUUUCUAAAUUGGUAUUGUAAGAUAUCUAUGCAAGAACUGUUAAGUGGAGCAUUUUUAUUUAAGAAUGUAAUAUGUGUAAUAAAUGGUAGAAUCUG